Scheffersomyces amazonensis is the source of this 401-nucleotide messenger RNA. RefSeq lists its product as uncharacterized. Gene Ontology annotation, cellular component: mitochondrial outer membrane. Bases 54 to 344 code for a protein of 96 amino acids. Lineage: Eukaryota; Fungi; Ascomycota; Pichiomycetes; Serinales; Debaryomycetaceae. The transcript has a single exon. Gene Ontology annotation, biological process: mitochondrial outer membrane translocase complex assembly; protein insertion into mitochondrial outer membrane. The record is from RefSeq and is a predicted model, not a curated record.
UGAAAGUGAAUUGAAGGCGAACACCAUAACUUGACCAAUUGACACCUUUAACAAUGUCGAAUUUGGCAAGACUACAAGAGAUAGUCACAUUCUCACAGGAUGCGAGUCCUGCCGAUAUACUAAAUGAAGAUAAUGAGAGUGAAUAUUCAUACUACAGUGAUAGUGAGGACGGAGGCGACAUUGACUCUGAGUAUCAACUAUCAGCGCAAGAGCAUUGGGAGGAAAGUAUUCAUCAAGUAAGGCUUCUUGUUAAUCAAAUAAUAUUUCCGUUAUUAGGAAAAGUAUUGGGUAGAAGAGCUAGUCAUUUGAUAUGGAAGAGAGUUGCUGAUUGGUGGUUUAUUUGACUGAGUGGAGCUUUGUGUAUAUAUCGAAUUUAAUGAGAAGUAAUGAUAAUAAUAAAA